This is a messenger RNA of Aquila chrysaetos chrysaetos, 1359 nucleotides long. It is a transcript of the gene HRAS, whose product is annotated as HRas proto-oncogene, GTPase. Gene Ontology annotation, molecular function: GDP binding; GTPase activity; GTP binding. Lineage: Eukaryota; Metazoa; Chordata; Aves; Accipitriformes; Accipitridae. The record is from RefSeq and is a predicted model, not a curated record. Gene Ontology annotation, cellular component: plasma membrane. Bases 476 to 1045 code for a protein of 189 amino acids. The transcript is spliced from 6 exons. Gene Ontology annotation, biological process: Ras protein signal transduction.
GUGUGCCGCGGCCGCCGGCGGGGCGCGCUCCCGCUCCGCUCCGCUCCGCUCCCCCCGCACGCACAUUGUCCGGGCGGCGGCGGCAGAGCGCCCUGGCGCCCGGUGCCAAUGCGGGGCGGGCGCGGCACACCGGGGGCGCCUCCACCACCGCGGUGGAAACUUCACCUCGCCGCCGGGCCGAGGCGCGGCUGAAGCCCCCGGCGGGGCCGGGCCGGGCGGGGAGGAGCGGAGCGGAGCGGCGGCGAGGAGAACGAGGAGGAGGAGGAGGAGGAGGGGGGUGCUCGCCCGCCUGGGGGGCGCCUCGUGUUGUUUGAUUUUCCUCCGCUGGAAGAAAAAAAACCAAAACAAAACAGAUAAUAUUAUUAUCCCGCUUUAAACUUCCGCGCCCCGCUCUCCAGGACGCGCAUCCCAUCCGGCGGGGUGGACGAGCCGGUGGUGGUGCUCCUGGAACUCCUGCUCUGGGGUUGGCUGGAAGAUGACCGAAUAUAAGCUGGUGGUGGUGGGAGCUGGUGGUGUCGGGAAGAGUGCUUUGACAAUACAGCUCAUUCAGAACCAUUUCGUUGAUGAGUAUGACCCCACGAUAGAGGAUUCCUACAGAAAGCAAGUUGUCAUUGAUGGAGAGACCUGCUUGUUAGACAUCUUGGAUACCGCAGGGCAAGAGGAAUACAGUGCCAUGAGAGACCAGUACAUGAGAACAGGGGAAGGAUUCCUCUGCGUCUUCGCCAUCAACAACACCAAGUCCUUUGAAGAUAUUCACCAGUACAGGGAGCAGAUCAAGAGGGUGAAAGACUCAGAUGAUGUUCCCAUGGUGCUGGUGGGAAAUAAGUGUGACCUGCCAGCCCGGACAGUGGAGACCCGGCAAGCGCAGGACCUGGCCCGGAGUUACGGGAUCCCCUACAUAGAAACGUCUGCCAAAACCAGACAGGGCGUUGAAGAUGCAUUCUACACCUUGGUGCGGGAGAUCCGUCAGCACAAGCUGCGCAAACUGAAUCCCCCAGAUGAGAGCGGCCCUGGCUGCAUGAACUGUAAAUGUGUGAUAUCGUGAUUACGCUGACUGGACCGUGUCUUGGAGAGGUUCCCACUGUGCAGAGUGCAAGGAAAGAGGUGAAGCGAAGGAAGAAGCAAACGGAUUCAGGGGAGGAGUAUGGGGGGAGGGGGAGAGGAAGAGGAGGAAGAGGACAGGGGGAGCAUGAGCCCCUCCAAGGACUAUCUCGCACUUCACCCAAGCCUGCAGCAAACGACUUUUUUUCUUUUUUUUUCUUUCCCCAUCCCCUCCUGCUUUGGCCUCCUCCCACCCUGGCAACUGUACAAAGCCACAGAUUGAAUCACACUAAAUUAUUAUUUGAUGGUCUCGACAAA